CGAGCCACCACUGACGCCUGGAGGACUGAGGACGCCGGGAGGUGUCACUAGCCAUGCGAGCGUGCCGACGACGAGCUUGAGCACGACGGGUGAGUGAUGGCGAAGAGCUGCGGCGGCUGAGAGGUGUGGCAGGCAGAGCAGGGACGGCACUGCUGGCAGCAGACACAAGACUGUGCGAGGCGCAUGCGCGCUGCUGCGAAGCAGUGCAAGGGCACUUGCUGCGUGCGUUGGGCACAGCACAGCGCUGCUGGCAGCUCCCGCGCAGAGGCAUCGCGUAGCUGCGACGGCGCUCUCAAGCAGCAAUGCGGCGUCUUGUCGAGGCGCCGCGGCCCAUGUGGCAAGCUGAGCCGCCUGUCCUGUCCUAUCCUGUUCCGUCUAGCACUCCCGCGGUUCAGUUCUCAGCGCACUCACACUCCCUCGCAGUGCCCGACUUUACCAUGCAGCUGCCGCCAGCCAAGGCCAAGGCCGAGGGUGCGCCGGCCGCGUCGGGCACGCGCAACACGUCUGCGCCGCGCGGCUACCUCACCGUCAAGGUGGUGGCAGGGCGCAACCUCGUGACGAGCUCUGCGGCGUCGCGGCCGUACGUCGUCGUGUCGUUUGAGCAAAACGAGUUCAUCGGGCGCGAGCCGAUAGACGAGCGCGCCGUGCCCGAGGCCAAGGGCAAGCCCGUGCCGGCGAGCGAGGCGGACCCGAGCGGCUCGCGCGCGCGUGCACGCACGGUGACGCCGGCAGACCCGGGCGCGCCAAUAGUGGGCAGCACGGCGCCCGGCGGCGGCUACGUGCUGCACCCGGCAUGGCGCCACGAAGUGACGUUUGACGUGACGCACAGCGACAAGCCCAUCUUCAUCAGCGUGUACGACCGGCAGGCCGAGGAGGAGGGCUUCCUGGGCAUGCGCGAGAUCCGCCCGCGCCUCGUGCCCGGCAUGCACUCGGACCAGUGGUACUCGCUCGCCGCGCGCGAGGACGACGAGGCGACGAGCGGCGCGCGCGGCGAGGUGCGCCUCGAGCUCAAGUACGAGCGCCUGAGCUCCAAGCGGCGCCUGACGCCGGCGGACUUUGAGUACCUCAAGCUCAUCGGGCGCGGCACGUUUGGGCGCGUGUUCCAGGUGCGCAAGAAGGACACGCGCCGCAUCUACGCCAUGAAGGUGCUCUCGAAGCGCGAGAUUGCCAUCAAGAAGGAGGUGACGCACACGAUGGGCGAGCGGCGCAUCCUCGAAAAGUCGCUCGACUGUCCCUUUCUCGUGGGCCUCAAGUUCUCCUUCCAGUCCGAGCUCGAGCUGUACUUUGUCACCGACUACAAGUCCGGCGGCGAGCUCUUCUGGCACCUGCAGCGCGAGGGCCGCUUCACAGAAGACCGCGCGCGCUUCUACAUUGCCGAGCUCGUGCUGGCGCUCGAGCACCUGCACAAGUACGACAUUGUCUACCGCGACCUCAAGCCCGAGAACAUCCUCCUCGACGCGACGGGCCACGUGGCGCUGUGCGACUUUGGCCUCUCGAAGCCGGAUCUCGGCGCCGGGCAGCUCACGAAUACGUUUUGCGGCACGACGGAGUAUCUGGCGCCCGAGGUGCUGCUCGACGAGAGCGGCUACUCGAAGCUGGUCGACUUUUGGAGUCUCGGCGUGUGAGUGCGAUGCGGGGGGAAGACACAUGCAGUGCGCUGACGUUUUGCCACAGGCUCCUCUUCGAGAUGUGCUGCGGCUGGAGCCCGUUCUACGCCGAGGACACGCAGCAGAUGUACCGCAACAUCUGCUUUGGCAAGAUCAAGUUCCCGCGGGGCGCCAUCGGCGACGACGGCAAGCAAUUCGUCAAGGGCGUGAGUACGAGGUGCUGUGGAAGGCCGACAGCGGGUCUGUCGAUGCAAAGCUGACCUCUUUGCUUAGCUGCUCAACCGCAACCCCAAGCACCGCCUCGGCGCCCAGCGCGACGCGCUCGACCUCAAGAGCCACGCC
Tilletiopsis washingtonensis is the source of this 1949-nucleotide messenger RNA. Its product is annotated as Pkinase-domain-containing protein. NCBI's taxonomy places the organism in Eukaryota, Fungi, Basidiomycota, Exobasidiomycetes, Entylomatales. The transcript has a single exon. Bases 333 to 1625 code for a protein of 430 amino acids. The record is from RefSeq and is a predicted model, not a curated record. Gene Ontology annotation, biological process: protein phosphorylation. Gene Ontology annotation, molecular function: ATP binding; protein kinase activity.